AUGUUUAAAUCCGCUCAGUUGCUCGACACCCGGCGGUGCGACAGCUCUGAAACCAUGGCAGAAUCUUGUUCUAUGUUCCGCCCACCCCAGUCGCCAUUGACCACCACAUCUUCCACACCCGUCUCUCCCGCGGUCUCUAUGUUCUCGGCCAGAGGCCACACGCGGUUCUCUAGCUCCGUUUCGUCGCUAGUCUCGUCCCCAGGCCACGGAACCUCCAUGGAGAGCAAUUCGCGCAACCCACUAACCGGAGUGAAGGAAGAGCCCUGUGUGGGGCAACCCCGAGAUCUCGAGGAGGAAUAUUUCCAACACUUUGAUCAGGGAUUGUCUGUAGCCGAGGACACUUGUUUCGAACCUUUCGGUUCAGUUGGCAGCUACGACUUGACAGAUGCUGGCAUGGAUUUCAGCGAAUCGUCCAGAAUUGCAUGCUCUGAUAGCAAUCCAGCCAAGGGUCUUUCCCGUAUCAGCUCCCGCAUAUCUACUAUUUCCACGAGAUGGAAGUCCAAACGGGCCUCAGAUGGGAUUGACGGAGCGGAUGUAUUCGCAACGCACCUGCGUUCCCGAACCAACUCAGCAUCGUCGGCCAUCAUCAGCCCCGUGACAGGCUCGUUUAGCCGCGUCAGCUCCAUCCAAGUGCCACCAUCCCCAGCUCGGACAAUCUUUGAGGAGGAAAUCAGCGAGUGUGGCACGCAGCCAAUCAACAUUGUCCAUUCGAAUAGAUACAGUCAAGACGAAUCGGCUGCGCAGGCGACGACUCCAUUGCUUCCACCUUUCAUGGGGGACGAACCAUCCUACCCUGCCGCCUCUCGUGUUCAUUCCCCAUUGCAAUCACCUUCUGUGGCGGAUAUGACCGACGAUGGCAUGAACAGCUCCACCUUGUUGGAUAGGCGGUUGGCAGGCUUGCCCUCACCGCCUCUAUCCUCAAAGCCAUCAGUCGCCUCUUUCAGUCGUCCUCGGGCGAGCACGGUACGGACAGUGUCGGGUGAUGCGCCCCCAUUCACCCUCUCCGAUCCUAACGAUGAAUGGGCAAAUAAAUUGGGACACGCGAAUUUUACCAUCCAACCCGCGCCCUAUACGCCUGAAGUCAGCGACAUUGAUUCCCUCCAACGGUUUCGCACCAAUUGGGAUCUUGCACAAUGCAAUUUCGCUCGUCAUCUCGUACGCACAGGGGAACACUACGGUAUAACCUCAACAAUCUAUAGGCUCACCGAGGAAAAAUGGGAGGCGAUCAAUCGCAAGUGGAGGAGUCAUCAUGAGGCGAUGCUAUCUCACCUAAGAGUCACAGAGGGAGUGCGGUUAGACCUAGUCCCCUCUCACUGCGACCCUUGCGAUCCGAUCAAAUUACCGCGCUUGCAUGACGAUAAGUUUCCCGAAUUAGGCGACGGCGAGAUCGUCGGACCGAUGAAGAUCGCACCCGCCGCCACUGGAACGGGUCUGUGCCGGAGUCGCUCGAUCAAACGCAAUUUUGUCAAAUUUUUUCAGGAUCUCGUGAUUCGGUCCUGA
This is a messenger RNA of Aspergillus saccharolyticus JOP 1030-1, 1500 nucleotides long. RefSeq lists its product as uncharacterized. The record is from RefSeq and is a predicted model, not a curated record. Lineage: Eukaryota; Fungi; Ascomycota; Eurotiomycetes; Eurotiales; Aspergillaceae. The transcript has 2 exons. Bases 1 to 1500 code for a protein of 499 amino acids.